Messenger RNA from Ooceraea biroi (clonal raider ant), 1918 nucleotides. RefSeq names its product Transmembrane protein 43 (gene Tmem43). The record is from RefSeq and is a predicted model, not a curated record. Gene Ontology annotation, biological process: nuclear membrane organization; lipid metabolic process. Lineage: Eukaryota; Metazoa; Arthropoda; Insecta; Hymenoptera; Formicidae. Gene Ontology annotation, cellular component: nuclear inner membrane.
UGUCAUCUUCCGGAAUAAUUAUUUCCAUUAAAUAAAUAUAUACAUGUAUAUAUAUUUUUUAAUAUUAUCUUUUCGAAAUAAAUAUAUGGGAGAAGGGAUAUUUAACUUUUUACUCGAGCAGAACUCAAGUUUCCGUUUAAAAUAGCGCGCACUACGUUAACAAUCGAAUCCAAGUCGAGAUGUACCGCACAAACACUCGUAGCAUACAUUUUGCAGCAAAAUGGCCAGCCUCAGAGGGGAAAUGCGGACGGACUGCGCCAGAAUUGUCAUAAUGGGAGGCAAGCUGCCUCCGUGAAUCAAGCACCAAUGACAAUUUCAGAGCAGUUUAAAGAAUCGUGGCUCACAGCUAUAAUUGGAUCUAUCAUGUUUGCUACCGGGAUGUGUCUGCUAUUCUGGAACGAGGGAAGAGCUGUGAAAGUGGCGCAUUCGUUAGACGAGGCUCUCCGCAAUGUGGCUGUGCUUCCUAAUUCAAUGAUGCUGUUACCUGAGUACGAAGGUCGUCUGGUACAUCUGUCGGGACCACUAGUGGUUUCUGAACCAUUAACGGAGCCGGAUUAUGGCGUUGUUAUGUCCAGUGUCAAGCUAAAGAGGAGAGUUCAAAUGUACCAAUGGGUUGAAAUCGAAGAAGAACAAAGUUAUGGCGGAGUAAGGGAUGACGAGAAGCACUACUAUUACACAACAGAAUGGAAGGACAAACUUGUGGACUCGGAUCAUUUCUAUAUUCGUACUGGUCAUCAUAAUCCGAAGGAAAUGCCGAUUAAGAGUCAGGUGCAGAUCGCGGACGAGGUAAAGAUCGGCGCAUUUUUGCUCGCUAUUGAAUUGAAGAAGAAGUUCAGCGACUUUGUGGAGAUUACCAGUGACGAGAGGCCAGAGCGGAAAGACAUUAAGAUGCAUUCUGGAUUGUACUACCACAGCGCUGACUUGUGGAAUCCGCAAGUGGGCGAUCUCAGAAUACAAUUCUCCUACGCUGGGAGAAACGGAGACAUUUAUUCGGUAGUUGGUUUGUUAGAAAAGGGCGCGAUUAAGCCGUAUUACACGUCUCACGGCGAAGAGAUCCUGCUGCAACGAAGGCACAAAAUGUCGGUGGAUCAAAUGUUCCACUUGGAGCACGUGCACAAUUACUGGCGAACCUGGACUAUCAGAGGACUUGGCUGGUUGGUGCUAUUUGUGGCAGCGACAUGCUUAGCGAAUAUACUGAAGACUAUUAUAUUAAAUUCGACCUUCCUUUGCGGCAUAAUAGCAGUCGAGUCUCUGACCAUUUCGGUGUCCAUGUCUAUCAGUCUACUGGUGAUUGGUUUCGCGUGGGUAUGGUACCGACCAGUGAUCGGUUUAGCGUUAGCGUUAGCCUCCUUUUUGCCAUUUAUUUAUUCCACGCUAACGUCUGGACCGCCAUCCCAGCAACGUGACAAUUACAGAAGAUUGUAAUAGAGUACAGGUAUCUUUUAAUGGCAUCAAUAAUAAGUAACUCUAAUGUACAAUUAUUGCACACAUAAUUUUGAGAAGAAUCUCACAAGAUGAUAAGUAAGAUACACAACAUUUACAUUAAAACAAUUUGAAUACAGAUAUACAUAUAUUUUUCUUAUUAAUUGUAAUUAUUGUAAACCUUGCGUACCAAAAAAUUACAGUUUUACAAUUAUAAUACUUUUUAUCGGUGCCGAAAGAGCAAUAAUGUAUCUCAAUUUCUAGUCCUUUCAGUUUAUUUAUUGUAAAAUACUCGCUGUUAUCGUACAAUAAGCACAAAUAAUAAUAAUAAUAAUAAUUAAAUAUACUUUUAGAUGACUCGAAUAUUUUUACAGUUAAUUCUUUAUGAAUUUAUAUGCGGUGGUAAUGCAUUCACGAUAAUGAUUUAAUCAAUUAAUGACAUGAUAAAUUAGAUACGAUUUAUAGAGCGAUAAAUAAAUGCUCCAUGUAAAAUAUA